Fonticula alba is the source of this 6713-nucleotide messenger RNA. Its product is annotated as TKL protein kinase. Lineage: Eukaryota; Rotosphaerida; Fonticulaceae. Gene Ontology annotation, biological process: protein phosphorylation. The record is from RefSeq and is a predicted model, not a curated record. Gene Ontology annotation, molecular function: ATP binding; protein kinase activity. The transcript has 9 exons. The coding region runs from base 35 to 6589 and encodes 2184 amino acids.
CCCGCAUCCCCACCCCCCGCACCCCGUGCACAGCAUGCCGCAGGUCGGCGCCUAUGGCAUAGUCCUGCUCUGGCUGCUGGCCCUGCUGCCGGCGGGGGCCUGGGGCGCCUCCCCUGUUGGGCCCCGGCCGGCCGGCCGGUCGGGCCCCGGCGCCGGUGCGCAGGCCCUCAUCCUGGACGAGGCCCACCUCCAGCGCGCGCCCUUCCCCCUGUUUGAGCAUGACGCCGAGUGGCAUUUCCAGGUCGGGGAGUUUGUCCGCGACGAGCCAGCGAGCCUGGUUACCACGAGCCCGACCACCCGAGAGACUCGGCGCUACCAGUCGACCGCGGUCGAUCUGGCCUCCUGGCCCGAGUCCCGCACCGGGACCCGCUUCAGCAUGGACUCCGGACAGAUCACCCUCCGGGCGCCCAGCAGCCAGAGCCCCAUCACCCCGGGCGACAUCUUUCCCAUCCCCUUGGCCACUGGUGAAACCGGCCUCCUGGAGGCGACCCACGACCCGGUAGGGGACUCCCUGCUGAUCACCUAUGCCAGUGCCGUGGAAAGCAAACUGGACAUCCAGGGGCGCCAAGUCCGGCUGCUGGCCAUCCAUGCCACCACCGCAACCAAUACCCACGUCCUGGUGGCCAGCGACAGCGGCAUGCUGGAGGUCGCCUCCAUCGGCGGAUCCUCCGACAUUGUCCCGGUUGUUGGCUCAUACGGCACCGCGGGCGCCUUUGCCCCCCCCAUGCGACAGGGCGACCCGCUGGCCGCCAUCGCCGACUCGCAGGGCACCUUCCACGUGUGGACCCCGAACGCCUACUACACGGCGGUGUGGGAACCCCCGCAGUGGAGGCUGGUCAGUCAGCACCGCGACAGUGUGGUGCAGGUCCUGACCACACACAUCCUGGACUCCGCAACCGAGAGCCGGAUUAUCCUGUACCGCGACCGGACGCUGGAGCUGUGCUAUCACACCCUGACCGGGGCUUGCACCCUGCCGGUGACCACCACCCUGCCGGCGGAAGUCCCGCAGGACGGGCUGUUCAUCAAUGCCCCGGCCACCGAGUCUCGGGCGCCGCUCGGGUGGCUGAUGUACGCCCCCCCCGGGGGGCACACCCUCUGGCGCAUGGCUGCCCUGGAGAAUGCCCAGCAGCUGUCCUGGCAGCCGCUCCGGCUGCCGGCCGGCAGCGAGCAGGUCGACUCCCUGCGCAUGGUUCGCGUGUCCCUGGCCCUUGGCCACCCGCUGACCUGGGUCCCGGCCGGCCGGCACAUGUACCUCGAGCCGGGGGACUUCCGCUGCCCGGGGGCGUCCGCCCAGCCGGAUGUGUCCAUCCAGUGCGGCAGCUCGGCCUCGAGCAACUGGAGCUGCGUCCCGGGCCGGGUGUUGGCGCCCUUCACCGUGCCGGGGCUCCUGUGUGGCGGGUGCGCUCGCGCCUGGUCCGCCACCGACCCGGCCAACCUGUCCAGCGGCUGCUCGCCCUGCACCGGCCAGUGCGAUGUGUGUGCCGGCACCGGGCCCACGGACGAUUGUCUGGUUUGCCGCUCGGGGUUCGUGCUGUCGGUCGACCCGGCCACCGGCCGGGCGUCAUGCGCCAGCAGCUGCCCGGACCAGCAGCCCGCCCUCAGCGGUGUGUGCCCCGGUGCCAGCGGGGUCGGGGCCCUGGACAUGGCCGCCACCUUGACCAGCGUCCUGGUCACCAUGCCCGCCCUGCCGGACCCCAUCCCUGUGGCCUUCCUCGCCAGGACCUCCCUGCGGGUGGACCCCCAAAGCAACGAGGUCCAGCUUGUGGGCCCCAUGGCCGACGAGCCGGAACGCUGGCUGGCCUUCCCCUCGGCCGAGGUGGAUUUGCCGCCGCUGCUCCUGGACCCGGCGGACCUGCUGGCCGGGACGUCGGUCUCCGCCAGCCGGGCCGACUUCCUGCCGACGCGCGCCCCGGUGGCCGCCUACGCCGAGUCGUCGGUGGCCGCGACGGCCACCGGCCGCCAGAUGCUGGCCCUCCUGUGCGAAGCGUCCUCCGGCCAACUGAUGCGCGUCACCUUUUCCCAAGCCACCGCCGCCCCGUCCGAGCUUCAGGUCGACAGGGCGAAUGUGGGCCUUCUCAGCGACUGCAGGCGCCUGGAGCGCCUCGGCCCGGACCUGGUGGCCCUCAUGGACAAAGACCACUCCCAGGUGCACCUUUUCCGCAUGGACCCGGCCAACGGGCUGCUGGCCCACGCGGCCCUGGCCGACACCACCACCCGGCCGGCCCUCCUGCCGCUCGAGUGGCCGGCCAUCCUGCGCCUGGGGCCCGACCUCUCGUCGAUCCACCCGCUGGACAUGCUCCUGGCCAAUGACCCUCGAGCCACGCCGCGCCGGGAGGCCCUCGGCGGGGUCACCGGCUCCUGGCACUCGACGGUCCUGCAGCCGGGGGCCGGCCGCCCGGGCGAGCUGGUCCUCUCGGCGUUGGUGCCCUCCGGCGGGACCUCCCACCGGUGGCUGGCCCAGCACAUCCCGCAGGGCGGCCGCCUGCAGGGCCGGACCACCGACCUCCCCCGGGUGGAGUACGACCUGGGCUCGGUGUCGGACCCGGGCUCCGGCAAGUACCAGGUCCUGGCGGCCCCGGUCCUCGGCCAGGCCGGCGAGGUCGCCACCGCCCUGGUGGUCCUGACCUCGAAGGAGGUCGGGGUGGCGGCGCUGCACUGUCCGGCCGGGCGGAUUGCCUGCCGGCUCCGGCCGGCGGUCUUCCGGCCGCUGGCCCGGCCGCUCGGCAGCCCGGACUCCCUGGUGGUCGUGGAGCUGCCGGCUCCGAUGGGCCCCGGCGGCGGGGCCCAUGCCCAUGGCGGCUCGCCGGGCGGCCUGUGGAUGGCCCUGGCCCUGGUCUCGGGCCUGGCCGGCGGGGGCCCCAUCUUCCGGCUGGACAUCGACCUCAUGCCCCCCUGCCCAGAGGGGACAUUCACGCCGGACUGCCGGGCCUGUGUGGCCGGCUGCGUCCAGUGCACCGGGCCCAACCCCCGCGAUUGUGUCCGGUGUGCCGCCUUCCUGCCAAGCCAGCCGGAAGCCUGCCUGGCGGCCUGCCCGGCCGGCAUGGCCCCCGGGCCGGAUGGCGCCUGCGGCUGCCACCCCCUUUGCACAAAUUGCCACCACUCGACCGAUCGCUACGAGUGCCUGGCAUGCGAUGCCGGGCAUGUGCCCGGCCCGCCGGACCCGGCCGACCCCGGCGGCCUGGGCCCGGACCGGUGCCUCGCCUGCCGGGCGAAUUGCCACCGGUGCACGGCCCCCGGGCCGGACGGCCCCUGCGACCUGUGCAGUGUGGGCUUCUUCCUGCAGCCGGGCAGCGGCUGUGUGGCCACCUGCCCGGCGGGCAUGUGGCCGGAUGCCGACAACCGCGUCUGCGCCCCCUGCCCCGGGCCAUGCACCUCCUGCUCCUCGGCCAGCGACUGCACCGCCUGUGCCGCCGGGCACUUCCUCAAUGCCAGCCGCAUGUGCCAGCCCUGUGACAGCUCCUGCACCGCCUGCACCGACAGGGCCACCUGCACCAUCUGCCGGCCGGGGAUGAUCUUCCUGUCGCCCGUUCCCCAGCAGGCGUCCCUCUGCGGCAGCACCUGCCCCCCGGGCGAGUAUGUCGGCGCCGGCCGGUGCGCCGCGUGCGAUGGGUCGUGUGAGCUGUGCGCCGGCGGGCCGGACCGGUGCCGGGUGUGUGCGGCGGGCUUCCGCUGGGGCGCGACCCCGGGCCCCGGCGGCACCGGCACGUGCGUCGCCUGUGAGCCGGGGUGCGCCUCCUGCACGAGCGCCGCAUGUUUGUCCUGCGAGGCGGGCCUCCUGCUCACGGCGGCCGGCGCAUGUGUCAGCGCCUGCCCAGCCGGGUCGUUCAGCAACGGCGAGUCGUGCCAGCCGUGCGACAUUAGUUGCGCCGCCUGCGCCGACGGCCAGCCGGACCAGUGCACGGGCUGUGCCGCCGGGCUGGAACUUGUCGAGGUCAGCCCCGGUGUCGGCACCUGCGUGUCCGGCUGCUCGGAGGGCCAGUACCGCGCGGGGGCCGAGUGCCUGCCCUGCGACGCGGCCUGCGCCACGUGCAACGGCCCCACGGACAAGGACUGCUGGCGGUGUGCCUCCGGCGUCCUGCAGGGCGGCGACUGCGUGCAGGCCUGCGCCGCCAGGCAUGUGGCCGUGGGCGACCGGUGCCUGCCGUGCCAUGUCUCCUGCGCCGAGUGCAUGGGCACUCGGAGCACCGAGUGCCUGCCGGACUGCGCACCCGACUUGCUGGCCCUGCCGGCCGGGCAGUCGCCCACGCGCUGCGUGCCGGCCUGCCCGGCCGGAUACAACACCUCAAUGAGCGGCUGCCGCCAGUGCACGGAGCACUGCGCCAGCUGCCCGGAGUCGAACGACACGUGCGCCCUGUGCGAGCGCGGGUGGCUGCUGGCCAGCCCGGACUGCGUGACCGAGUGCCCGGCCGGGUCGAUGGCCCAGGGCGGGCUGUGCGCCACCUGCCACGCCACCUGCGCCACAUGCUUCGGCCCGGCGCCCGAGCACUGCCUGUCAUGCGCCCCGGGCACGCCGCUCAUGCUGGACACCAGCUGCGUGGCCGCCUGCCCCGGCACGCACUUCGCCGCCGGCGGGGCCCUCUGCCUUCCCUGCAGCCCGUACUGCGGCCGGUGCUCCGGGCCGGGGCGCGACCAGUGCACGGCCUGCCCGGCGGACCGGGUGCUCGUGCCGGCCGGCGAAUGCCUGGGCGCCUGCCCGGCCGGGCAGUAUGCCGACGCCGGCCGCGUGUGUCGCCCGUGCGGGCCGACCUGCACCGCCUGCUCCGGCGGGCCAGACCGCUGCACCGCCUGCCAGGCGCCCCGGCUAUUGCACGCCGGGGCCUGUGUGGCCGGCUGCCCGGCGGGCCACUUCCCAUGCGCCCCCUCGAGCCAGUGCGUCGCCUGUCCCCCCGGCUGCGCCAGCUGCGCGGCCGCCCCGGCGACCGGCGCCCCCUGCACGGCCAGCUGCACCGCAUGCGGCCCUGGGCUCGCGCUGUCCCUGUCGGGGGCCUGCCAGGCGGCCUGCCCGGCCGGGGAGUACCUCCCGGCCGGCUCGUCCACCUGCGAGGCCUGCGCGCCGGACUGCGCCACCUGCCACGGCCGGGCCGAUCGGUGCACGGCAUGCCGCAACUCGGCGGCCUGGCUGAUGGCCGACAGCGGGCUCUGCGCCAGUGCCUGCCCCGGGGCCGGCUUCGCCAUGCUCCCGGACGGCCGGGCCUGCCUCCCGUGCCAGGCCGGCUGCGAGCACUGCCCGGCCCCCGACGGGGCCGGCCCCUGCACCAUCGCCCCGACCGGGGCCCUUGCCUGCCCGGGGGUGACCGCCUGCCACCGGUGCAUGGCCGGCUACCUGCUGCUGGCCGGCAGCCAGUGCGUGGCCACCUGCCCGGCCAAUACCUUCCCCGCGUGGGAUGCCCCCCUGCCCGUGUGCGGCCCCUGCCACCCCAAGUGCGCGGGCACGUGCACCGGCCCGGAGCAGGCGGACUGCUCCGGGUCCGCCGGCGGCUCCCCCGGCCGGCGGGACCUCGCCCUCGGCCUGGGCCUCGGCCUGGGGCUGCUGCUGCUGCUGCUGCUCCUGGCCCUGGCCAUCUUCCUGCUGCUGCGCCUGCGCCGGGCCCGCCGGCCCAAGGAUGUGUCCGCCGAGUCCGACGAAAACUCCACGGUGCUCAACACCAUCAUCGAGAUGUCCCUCCCCGGCGCCAUGCAGGUGGACCUGGCGGCGGACUUCACCCCGAUCGAUGGCCCCCUCGGCGCGGGGGCCCAGGCGAGCGUCUUCGCUGCGCGCGCCGUCGGCCCCGGCAUCUCCACGCGCCUCGGCUGCCCGGACACCGUGGCCAUCAAGCAGAUGAAGGCCGCCGCCAUGAAGCCCACACAGGUGGCCCUCUUCCAGAAUGAAAUCGCCCUCAUGUGGCUCCUCCGCGAGCACCCGGCCAUCGUCCGGCUGUACGGCUACAGCGACCAGCCGCCGGCCAUCAUCAUGCACCGGUACCAGACGGACCUGGCCACGCUGCUGCACUCGGAGGUGGCCCUCUCGCUGGGCGCCCUGCUGGACAUCGCCCAGCAGUGGGCCUCCGGGCUGGAGGCCAUGCACGCCAAUGGCGUGGUCCACUGCGACCUGAAGCCGGCCAAUGUCUUUGUCAGCCAGCAGCCGGCCGGGUCAUGGACGGCGGCCCUCGGCGACCUGGGCACCUCGCAGAACCUGAGCACCGACCGGUCCUCGGCCCUGGUGACCACGGCCCCGGAGCUGAAUGCCAUGACCGCGCGCUAUGCCGCGCCCGAGGUCCUGGUGGCCUUCCGGCGCCGGCGCCCGCUGGAGCCAAGCCACCUCUCCGCGGCGGACAUCUUCUCGGCGGCCGUCCUGCUUUGGGAGAGCCUCUCCCGGGCCAUCCCCUGGGAAGCAUGCAACUUUGAGCAGAUCUCCGCGGCCGUGCAAGCCGGCGACCGGCCGGACGUCUCGACCGCCGUGGCCCCGCUGGGCGCCCAGGCUCCCAACCUCGGCCAGAUGGCCGCCGACCUCCUGGCCCGGGCCUGGAACCAGGACCCGCUGGCCCGCCCGCCGGCCGCCACCUUCCGCCAGGUGUGCGCCUCGAUGGCGGUCUUCUCGUCAGGGCAGUAGGCCGCACCCGGCUGGGCCAGGCCGGCGCCCCGGCAUCGCCGCCGCCCCGCGGCCAUGGUGCAUGGACGGGCGGGCCGCGCUGGCCCCGUCAGCACGCGCAAAUACACGCACUCACACGCACACA